Paramecium pentaurelia is the source of this 397-nucleotide messenger RNA. NCBI's taxonomy places the organism in Eukaryota, Ciliophora, Oligohymenophorea, Peniculida, Parameciidae. The record is from the annotation of a GenBank genome assembly.
AAUGAAAACUAUGAAUAUUGGUCCAAAAGUCUUGCUUUAAUAAAAUUAAGUUAGACAUCUAGAUGAUGAAGAUGAUGUACCAGAUGAACCAUCUCCUGUUUUAAUUAAAUAAAAAAUAAUUAAAGUCAUCAAAUAUAAUCAACCUAGAUUUGAUGUCAAAGGUAGGCAAAUAUUUAAAGGCACUGGUUAUGGAAUUGCUUUUGACAAUUUUGUCACUGUCUGUGUAUUUAAUCCUGAUGAGGAAGUGUUAUCAAUUAAGGACACUAUUUCUUAAUGUACAAAUACUCAAGAAUUGGAGAAGUUUCACAUCAAAACUAAUAGUAAUAAAAAAAUAGAGGAUUUCCAUAAAGAAAUAAUCCUAAAAUCAAUUCUUAAAUAGACUAAACCAAAUCAAUGA